AGAAAGAAGAGAAAAGAAACCUAAUCGUAAAAAAAAAGGGAAAAAGAAAUUCAAAAAACAUGCGUAAAUCGGUGAAAGGAUGUUUCACCGUGAUUACGUUUUUGUGUGCCGCCAUUUUGAUAACUGCUGGAGUAGUAAUGAUGAAUAAUCAAACGUUGUCGAAUUAUUUACUCAAAAGAAUACGUUUGGAAAAAAAAUUAAUGGACAAUACAAAGGGUUACAGUAUUUGGUCGACGCCUUUGGAUCUUAGAAUAAAUAUAUACUUGUUCCAUGUUGAUAAUCCGAAUGAUGUAUUAAGUGGAGAAUUACCGAAGCUUAUAGAACGUGGUCCUUACGUUUACGAUAUAAUCCUUGAAAAAGAUAUAUUGAGCGUAAACGAUAUACGAGACGAAAUAACUUACAAUACCAAAAAAACAUAUUACUUUAACGAAGAGGAAAGUGGUGAAUUUUUGGAGGACGAUGACAUUGUUCUUUUAAAUAUGGCCUAUCUCGGUACGAUAAACACGCUAUCAGGUUUUUCGUUAAACAUGCUUCAACAAUACGGCGAUUAUAUAGGAAUGUUAUUCCCCGAAGAAAAUCAAUUAUUUGUCAAAGCAAAAGUUAAAGAUAUAUUGUUCAGCGGUGUAUCUUUGGUAUGCGAUAUUAGUAAACAUAAAAAAAUGAAAUUAAUCUGUAUGACGUUAAAAGGAAGAAAACCUCCGAUUUUAUGGAACACUGAAAUCGAGAAUAAAUACAUGUACAGCCUCUUUGGAACGAUGAAUGGAACUUGGGUUGGUCCAAUCACCAUUAACAGAGGUAUACAAGAUGAAACAAAAUUAGGCAGCAUAACUUCCGUAUACAACAAACGAAAAAAUAAAUAUUGGACAACCGAAGAAUGCAAUACUAUUAAAGGAACCGAUGGUAUGAUCUUUCCUUUUUACAACGAGCCACCAUCACGUAUCUACAUUUACAGUAUCGAAACUUGUCGAGCUUCGUUUAUAGAGUUCAAGGGAAUUGAAAAGAUUAAUCAAUUGGAGGCAUGGCGAUAUGUUUAUACAAGCGAAAAUUGGAGUUAUAAUGAAAGCGUUUGUUAUUGUCCGACUACCAAGCACGAAAGAGCAUGUCUUCCUAUGGGUCUCAUGGACGUUAACAAAUGCAUGAAAGUGCCUAUGUUAUUAUCCGAGCCUCAUUUUCUUCACGCCGAUCCGAAAAUUUUAAACUACGUGCCGGAUUUGAAUCCCCAAGAGGAAAUUCAUUCGAGUUCUAUAUUGAUCGACACGCUUACUGGUAAACCUGUUUAUGGUUAUAAAAAAAUGCAAAUUAAUAUGAAGAUAUCACCGCAACCGAUCGAAUUGCUCGCCAACGUCACCGAGGGUUACUUUCCGAUUAUUUGGAUAAGCGAGGGUACAACCGAGGAUAAGAAGAAUUUCGAUUUAAUGUUCAUGAUUUAUAGAAUUAGAAGUGUUAUAUUGAUUUUGCAAUGGCUCCCAUUAGUUAUCGGCAUAUGUCUACUUCUAUUGAUUUUAUUAUGCUACAAAUUACCGAUACCAAGAAGGAAAAUACGAUCGAUCGAUCCGAUGAAAAAAAUUAAUCCGACUUUGGUACUCUCGGAUACACACGAACAAUAUUUAACUCCUAGAACACACGUACGUUCUAAAUAAAUAUUCGAAUAACAUUCGAAAAUAUAUAUAGAGAAAAAGAAAGAAAUAAUUAAUCGACAGAUUUUGGAAUUUUCGAUCUACUAUUUUUUGUUAUCGCCAUUGUUCUUUUUUCUAUUUUUUUUUUCUUUGUUUUCCUUUUUUUCUUUUUUCUUUCCUUUUUUUUUUAUUUGUUUUUUUUUUAAGGUUUUAGCCUUUUUUUUUUUUUUUAGAUUGAAAUAUCCUAUCUGUUUGUACGUUUAUAAAAAGAUAUUUAUAAACGUAAACAUCGUCGUUUACGAAUAACGCUCUUAUAUAAAUGCGCGAAUGGUGUUACAUAAUAAACUAUUUACAUUUAAAUGAUAUAUAAUAUGCGUUAUUAAGGCGAUAUACGAUUAUUCAAUAUACGAAAGCAAUUGAAAUAUCGUAUUUAAUUAUCAUUUUGAUUUAUGGCAAUCUUAAUCGUACGACACGAUUAAAUUAGUCAUUUAAUCAUCAUUAAAAUUAAUUAAUUAACAAUGAAAAUUCUUAUUUCGAUUUUAGAACAUUUGAAUUAAAAUAUCAUUUUGCUGUGUAUCUCGCGAAUGAGUUAAAUUCGCACAUUGGCGAAUUAUUCCUUAUACACGUCGUAAUUGUCAAAAAAUGACAAAUCAUUCUUAAAUGAGAAUUCAAUUAAUUAAAAUUGAAUAGUUAAUUAAUAUAGAUAAUGAAAUAUUUUUUUAAAUUGCAAUCAUAAAUCGUUAAUUAAAUUAAAUAUUGCUCAGCAACACUGUUAUGCCUAUAUAUGUACAUUUUUUUUUUAAAUUAAAAUUCACACGAAAAAAGAAUUAUUGAUUUUUAAAUUAAUACGAAAUGCAGACUUAACGUAAUCUAAAAUGGUACGAUAUUAAAGUAGAAAUCGAUCGUAAAGAAAAAAAAAAAAAAAAAAAAAGAAAAAGAAA
Molecule: messenger RNA, 2557 nt
Organism: Vespula vulgaris
Lineage: Eukaryota; Metazoa; Arthropoda; Insecta; Hymenoptera; Vespidae
Product: sensory neuron membrane protein 2-like
Exons: 8
Coding region: 60-1640 (526 amino acids)
Cellular component (GO): membrane; cytoplasm
Molecular function (GO): scavenger receptor activity
Source: RefSeq, a predicted model, not a curated record